CAGACAGAAAGAAAGAUCUAAGUAAGAUGAAGAGCCUCCUGGACAUCCUCACUGACCCUAAUAAGCGAUGCUCUUUGGCAACUCUCCAAAAGUGUGAAAUUGCUUUGGAAAAACUCAAGAAUGACAUGGCUGUGCCCACACCACCACCUCCACCGAUGACCAUCACAAAGCAGCAGUACCUGUGCCAGCCCCUCCUUGAUGCUGUCCUGGCCAACAUCCGCUCCCCAGUCUUCAACCAUUCCCUACAGCGAACCUUCGGGCCUGCCAUGACUGCCAUCCAUGGACCACCAAUCACGUAUGUACCAUAAUGUCUCAUCCCUUUG
Messenger RNA from Rhincodon typus (whale shark), 323 nucleotides. Its product is annotated as mediator of RNA polymerase II transcription subunit 15-like. The coding region runs from base 27 to 308 and encodes 93 amino acids. The transcript has 3 exons. NCBI's taxonomy places the organism in Eukaryota, Metazoa, Chordata, Chondrichthyes, Orectolobiformes, Rhincodontidae. The record is from RefSeq and is a predicted model, not a curated record.